This is a messenger RNA of Linnemannia hyalina, 393 nucleotides long. The record is from the annotation of a GenBank genome assembly. NCBI's taxonomy places the organism in Eukaryota, Fungi, Mortierellomycota, Mortierellomycetes, Mortierellales, Mortierellaceae.
AUGUCGUCUUCUUCAUCACAACAACCACCAGCAGAACCAACCGCCACCAACAACAGCAAUGACCAGACCGAAGAACAAAAUGAAGACUCCUCCUCAAAACCCGUCUUGGCCCUCCCUGCACCCGGCGACUUCUCUUCCAUGACCAGCGGUGCUCCCUCACUCGAAGUCAAUGGCCAAGAUAUCAAACUCGACCUCAUUGGACCCGUUGUCGUGAACGAGGACGGAACGAUGUCGAGGAUCGACAACUGGCACGAAAUGACAGAUAUCGAAAAGGCAAAUGUCCGGAGGAUUCUCUUGAAGAGGAACAACACCCGUCUUACACGUCUUCGUGCGGAACGCGAUCAAGCCAAUGCUGACGAAGAGGCCGCCGCCGCAUCUUCUAAGGACAAGUAG